CCUGAGGGGAGUUGCAAAUUAGCUUAGCAAUAAACGGCUAGCAGAACAACAUCAGGUAAAAACAACAUUAAACAGCUUGUCUUUUAGUAAUAAACUCUGACAUGUUGGAGUUAAACAUUCACGGCGCUAAUUAAUAAAAUAAAGACCCUGGAUAUUUAUUUCAAAAUCCUCCGUUUUGUUGGAUUUUUCACUGAAGGUGUUUAGAGGCUAGCUUGUUAGCCGCGAAGCUAAGUCUCCUGUCAGUUCCUGAGUGCCUGGCCAUGGAGCUGGCACACAGUCUGCUGCUUAAUGAAGACGCUUUGGCCCAAAUCACUGAGGCCAAGAGACCAGUGUUCAUAUUCGAGUGGCUGCGUUUCCUCAACAAGGUCCUCGUAGCUGCCAACAAGGUCGAUGUGAAAGAAAAGCAGAAAAAGCUGGUGGAGCAGCUCACCGGUUUGAUCAGCAGUAACCCUGGACCUCCGACACGGAAGCUACUGGCUAAAAAUCUGGCCACGCUUUACAGCAUCGGUGACACGUUCACCGUCUUCCAGACCCUCGACAAGUGCAACGAUAUCAUCAAGAACAAAGAUGACACUCCGGCGUACCUGCCCACCAAACUGGCUGCGGUGGCGUGUGUCGGAGCGUUUUAUGAGAGAAUGGGUCGUAUGCUGGGCAGCUCUUUCCCAGAAACCAUCAACAACCUCCUGAAAGCCCUGAAGAAUGCUGAGUCACAGGGUCGAGGUGAGAUCCUCCUGAGCUUGCAGAAGGUCCUGAGCGGUCUCGGAGCUGCAGCUGCCUCAUGCCACAGAGACAUCUAUAAAAACGCUCGCUCUCUCCUCACAGACAGGUCCAUGGCCGUGCGCUGUGCCGUGGCAAAGUGUUUGUUGGAGCUGCAGAACGAGGCAGUGUUCAUGUGGACAGCGGAGCUGGAGAACGUGGCCACCUUGUGUUUUAAAGCUCUUGAGGGUUCCACAUAUGGAGUGCGUGUGGCCGUGUCCAAACUGCUGGGGACCGUCAUGGCGACGGCGCUCAUGCCCAAACAGGCUGCAGUGAUGAGACAGAAUGUGAAGCGCGCUACACUGGAUGAGGUCUUUGAGCUGAUGGCCACAGGCUUCUUGCGUGGUGGAUCCGGCUUCCUGAAGAGCGGCGGAGAGAUGCUGAAAGGUGGCGCGUCUGUCAGCAGGGAGGUGCGCGUAGGAGUCACCGAGGCGUACGUGGUGUUCGUGACGGUUCUGGGUGGUCAGUGGCUGGAGCGUAACUUUGCCACCUUCCUGAGCCACCUACUGGAGCUGGUCGCUCACCCGCGUGCCACGCAAAGCCACGUGGAGGCGGUGUACUCACGCCGCUGCGUCUCUUUUGCCCUGCGCGCCACAUUAGGUGCCCUGCUGGGAGAAAAGGCUCAGAUCGCUGCCGCCAAGGACAUCUGCCAGGCCAUCAGCAAGCAGAUGAGGGCAGUGGAGGCGGUGGUGAGCGACAGCAGCGGGGAGAAUAAGGGCACGGCGGCCGACGUCUCCGCCAGUCAACACGUGAUGGUGUGUGCCCUUAAAGAGCUGGGCAGCUUGGUGCAGAGUCUCAGUGCCACAGCUGCACCCCUCAUCCAGGAACCUUCCAUCGGUCUGUUGGAGACGGUGAUGUCGGUGCUGCUGCAUCCUAGUAUGGCAGCUCGUUUAGCAGCGGCCUGGUGCCUGCGCUGUGUUGCCGUGGCGCUGCCAAAUCAGCUGACGCCGCUGCUGGACCGAUGCGCUGAGCGAAUCAACGCCUUGAAGAGUUCGCCCGAAGCCGUGAGCGGGUACAGCUUCGCCAUGGCCGCACUGCUGGGUGCGGUGCACCAGUGUCCUCUGGGUAUUCCUCACUCCAAGGGCAAGAUGGUGGUGAGUAUAGCGGAGGAUCUGCUGCGCUCUGCGGCCCAGAACAGUCGUCUCUCUCUACACCGUACGCAAGCCGGCUGGCUGCUCCUUGGAGCCCUGAUGACUUUAGGCUCGUCUCUGGUGCGCUAUCACCUGCCCAAGAUGCUGCUGUUGUGGAGGAACGUGUUCCCUCGCUCGCAGAAGGAGCUGGAGGCUGAGAAAGCCAGAGGAGACAACUUCACCUGGCAGGUCACGCUGGAGGGUCGAGCCGGAGCGCUCUGUGCCAUGCGGAGUUUCGUGGCUCACUGCCCCGAGCUUCUCACCGAGGACGUGAUCCGGCGACUCAUGACUCCUAUAGAAUGCGCCAUGACCAUGAUGGCUCACGUUCCUGCAGUUAUAAAGGUUCACGGCGCUCAUCUGAAGGCCAGCGCUGCGAUGGUUCGCCUCCGGCUCUACGACAUCCUAGCCCUCCUUCCUCCGAAAACAUACGAAGGCAGUUUCAGCGCUCUGCUGAGGGAGCUGGUAGCCGAGUUUACUCUGACGGAUAACUCGUCCAACACGACCACGUCCCUGCUGCGUUCUCUCUGUCACUACGACGACAGCGUCCUCAUGGGCUCCUGGCUGCAGGAGACUGAUCACAAGUCCAUCGAAGACCAGUUGCAGCCAAACAGUGCGUCAGGGAGUGGCGCUCUGGAGCACGACCCCUCCUCUAUCUACCUUCGUGUUCCUGUCGGUGAGGCCGUCCCUGGGCCGCUGCCUCUCGGAGUGUCGGUCAUCGACGCAUCGGUGGCUCUUUUCGGUGUCGUCUUCCCCCACGUCUCCUUCAAACACAGGCUCCAGAUGCUGGAUCAUUUUGCUGAGUGCAUUAAACAGGCCAAAGGAGUGAGACAGCAGGCUGUGCAGCUCAACAUCUUCACUGCUGUGCUCAGUGCCUUGAAGGGUCUGGCUGAGAAUAAGAGUACUCUGGGUCCUGAGGAGGUGCGGAAAUCUGCGCUGGCUCUGGUGAUGGGAGCGCUAGAUAACCCCAACCCCAUUCUGCGCUGCGCCGCGGGUGAAGCUUUAGGUCGCAUGGCGCAGGUUGUCGGAGAGGCCACGUUCAUCGCCAGCAUGGCUCAACACAGCUUCGACAAGCUGAAGUCAGCUCGAGACGUCGUCUCCAGAACGGGUCACUCUCUGGCUCUGGGUUGCCUGCACCGCUACGUGGGUGGUAUCGGUUCGGGUCAGCACCUUAAGACCAGCGUCAGUAUCCUGCUCGCCCUGGCACAGGACGCAACAUCGCACGAGGUCCAGACAUGGGCUCUGCAUUCUCUGGCUCUGAUCGUGGACUCGAGCGGCCCGAUGUAUCGGGGUUACGUGGAGCCGACUCUGUCUCUGGUGCUGACUCUGCUCCUCACCGUUCCCCCCUCACACACAGAGGUGCACCAGUGCCUGGGCCGCUGCCUCGGAGCCCUCAUCACCACCGUCGGCCCCGAGCUCCAGGGCAACAGUUUGACGAUCUCGACCAUCCGCUCGUCAUGUCUGGUCGGCUGUGCCAUAAUGCAGGAUCACUCGGACUCACUGGUGCAGGCGGCCGCCAUCUCGUGCCUCCAACAACUGCACAUGUUUGCGCCGCGCCACGUCAACCUGUCCAGCCUGGUGCCCUGUCUCUGUAUGCACCUGUGCAGUUCUCACCUGCUUUUGCGCCGUGCGGCCGUGGCGUGUCUGAGGCAGCUGGUCCAGAGAGAGGCGGCAGAGGUGUGUGAAUACGCCAUGAGCCUCGCCAAGAAGGCUGGAGACAACAAGGACAGCACCACCAUCAACCUGAACAUCAGUGAGACCGGGCUGGAGGGCGUCCUGUUCGGGAUGCUGGACCGCGAGACAGACAGGAAGCUGUGCUCAGACAUCCACGACACACUGGGACACAUGCUGUCCUCUCUGGCAGUGGGGAAACUCUCACACUGGCUCAAACUGUGCAAAGACGUCCUCGCUGCAACAACGGAGGUCGGAGGUGCCGUGGCAUUCGAGGUGGAGAAAGAAGAAGAGGACUCGGAGAAGAAGGACGAAAUGGACGAUGACAUCAUGUUCACGGGGCUGGGCGAGGACGACAAGUCAAAGCCGUCCGUCGCCCCUCGCUGGGUGACUCGCGUGUUUGCCGCCGACUGCCUGUGCCGUAUCAUUCACCUGUGUGAAAACGCAGACAGGAUACACUUCGACCUGGCGGCAGCUCGAUCGGCCAAAGCCAAGAACCCUAAAGGUGACCUGCUGGUGCUUCAUCUGUCCGAUCUGAUACGAAUGGCCUUCAUGGCCGCCACAGACCACAGUCACCAGCUGCGCAUGGCCGGGCUACAGGCUCUCGAGGACAUCAUUAAGAAAUUUGCCUCUGUGCCUGAACCGGAGUUUCCUGGUCAUGUGAUCUUAGAACAGUACCAAGCCAACGUUGGUGCAGCUCUUCGUCCCGCCUUCUCUCCCGACACGCCCUCUGACAUCACGGCCAAAGCCUGCCAGGUGUGCAGCACCUGGAUCGGCAGCGGUGUAGUGAGCGACCUGAACGACCUGCGGCGCGUCCACAACCUGCUGGUGUCGUCCCUGGAUAAAGUGCAGGCGGGUAAAGGCUCGUCCAGCCAGCUGUACAGCGAGAGCGCCACCACUAUGGAGAAACUUGCAGUGCUCAAAGCCUGGGCCGAGGUCUACGUGGUGGCGAUGAAGCUGAAGAAGGAGGCGGAGUCGAGGCCGGCACGCCCUGUGCGCAGCAGCGAGGAUGAUGACGACGAGGAAGAAGAGGGUGUCGAAGGUGGCGUGCUUCCUGCGGACAGUCUGAUUACACUGGUGCAGCCUGAGCUGCCGUGUCUGAGCCGCCUGUGGCUCGCCGCACUGAGAGACUACGCCCUGCUCACGCUCCCGGCCGAGUUCGCCAGUCAGCUGCCUCCUGAAGGUGGAGCGUUUUAUACUCCUGAGACCAUUGACACGGCGCGUCUGCACUACCGCAGCUCCUGGGCUCCCAUCCUGCAUGCUGUCGCUCUCUGGCUCAACACGACCGACUUCGGGGCCACCGAUUGUCUCGAGGAGCCUCAGAACGCCACCAGCACCGGCUUUCCUCAGGGUCCUGCUGCUCCCAGCAAGAGUCACGACGAGCUGGUCAAAGACAGAAUGCAUCUGCUCCUGGGCAUCAGUAUUGAGUUCCUGUGCUUCCCAAGGCCUGAGGAACCCAUCGAGCGGGUGAUGUCAUGCCUGCAGGCUCUGAGCACGCUGCUCGAGUGCCCACGGGCUCGGAAACACAUCGCAGAGGAUCAGUUGCUGGCCGUGGAGCUGCUGAACGUCCUGCACAGGUUGUUAUUAACACGUGACCCUCCUAGCGUGCAGCUGCAGGUGACUGCCGUGGUGCAGGAAACCAUCCGCUGUGCUCACGAACAUCUCGAGCAGCUCAGGAGCUCUGAGAGUGCUGAGGAAGGCGGGGAGAAGAGGCUUCUUGGAGAGGGAGGAGACUCGGGGGAGCUGCAGCCGGGGAAAUCUCUGGUUUUUGCCGCCAUGGAGCUGCUUGUGUUCCUCCUGGUGCGUCACCUUCCUCAAAUCAACACCAAAGCGUCAGACUCCCCGAGCCACGUUCCCAUCAAACCCCAGCAGCUCUCCGAGCACAGCAACCGCCUGCUUGCUGUCACUGUGGGCAUCCUGGCAGAACUGCCUGCUCUGUGUUCUCCUGCAGGGGGCAUGACCAUCCUGCCCACGGUACUGUUCCUGAUCUGUGGAGUUCUGAGGGAGACAGCGGUGAAGACAGCAGACGGCGUUGUGUCCCCUCCUGUCUCCGCCUCUCUGCAGGCCAUCAAGACUAUCAUCACAUCUCCGCUGAGCCGUGUGGGGCACAUCCAGCAGCAGUGGAGCAGCCUGGUGAGGAGCAGCCUGGCGUCGGUGCUGGAGUACUCCAAGCCUGAUGAGUGCAGGCCAGGUGUGGAUGAGAUGAGCAUGCUGACGGCAAUCACUCUCUUCCUCGUGUCUGCCGGCUCUGAGCUGCUCGGAGUCACCAGCUUACAGAAGGGCUGCAUGGAGCAUUACAGAAAUGCCCUUAACUCCAGCGACCCUCUGGUGCAGGUGCGGUGUUACCAGCUGCUGUUGUCCGUGUUCCAGCACUCAGUGCGCGCCCUCUCCACCCCCUACAUCCACGCUCUCGCUCCUGCGCUGGUGGAGAAGCUGAAGGCGGCGGAGCGCUCGCGUCCUUCCACUCCGGCUGAGCUGCUCGCCGUGCAGGAGGGGGUCCGAGUACUCGAGGGCCUAGUGGGGCUUGGCGAGGAGCAGAACCGAGUUCAGCUGCUGGCUCUGCUCGUCCCCACUCUCAUCUCCUACCUGCUGGACGAGAACGCCUUCUCCUCGGCUCCGCCCACCUCCAAGGCUCUUCACGAGUUCGCGCUGCAGAACCUGAUGCGCAUCGGCCCGCUCUACCCCGCUGCCUUCAAAACUGUCAUGGGGGCAGCCUCGGAGCUCAAGCCCCGCCUCGAGGCAGCCAUCAGGGCCAAUCAGGCCAGCAACAAGGCCAAGGCCACGGCCAGACAGGCCACGCCCGCUGUGCAGGCCACACCCACUAUUAAACUCAAGACCAACUUCUUCUAGGAGCUUUAGUUACAUUUUUGGGACCAUAUUGGUAUAAAAUGGGGUUUAAAUGUUAAAAUACAAUGUUUUGUGUGCAUUGGAACGUGUGUGUGUGUGUGUGUGUGUGUGUGUGUGUGUGUGUGUGUGUGUGUGUGUGUGUGUGUGUGUUGGAAACCUUCCUGUUAGCUGUCGUAACAAACCAGCUGGGUUACAAUACUUUGCACCUUAAUCACAGAAGAUUCAUUCCAUCAAUUAGAUUUUUUUUCUUCUCAUUUCUUUCAAACUUUUUUUUACUCUUCUUCUCUUUGUCUUUCGACGCGUCUCUAAACAUUUUGUGACUGGGAGAUUUUGUUGUUGUCGUUAUGGACGUUAUCGAUUAUUGUGAAACAGGACACAUGGAAGUGUUUCUGUGCUGCUGCUUCAUUCAGACCCACAUGUAAACAGUAAAAGGUCUCUGUACAUACCAGCGCACGUUCGGCUCCCCUCUUAUUUAUUACUCAGCCGAUGAGUUCCAGUGAAGCUGCACAGAUGUUAAAGUUCGUUACGGUUUUAUCGUCUGAUCGUUUUAGAAUAAAUACGAGUCGUCUUCGAGAAACCCUGCUGAAAACUGUAACAUGAUCACAAUAAAGAAAACAUGACACAUGAA
Molecule: messenger RNA, 7029 nt
Organism: Tachysurus fulvidraco (yellow catfish)
Lineage: Eukaryota; Metazoa; Chordata; Actinopteri; Siluriformes; Bagridae
Gene: heatr5b
Product: HEAT repeat containing 5B
Exons: 36
Coding region: 261-6404 (2047 amino acids)
Biological process (GO): intracellular protein localization; retrograde transport, endosome to Golgi; endocytosis
Cellular component (GO): Golgi apparatus; membrane; endocytic vesicle
Source: RefSeq, a predicted model, not a curated record